Messenger RNA from Paraphaeosphaeria sporulosa, 1611 nucleotides. RefSeq names its product 1,3-beta-glucanosyltransferase gel4 precursor. NCBI's taxonomy places the organism in Eukaryota, Fungi, Ascomycota, Dothideomycetes, Pleosporales, Didymosphaeriaceae. Gene Ontology annotation, cellular component: cytoplasm; fungal-type cell wall. The record is from RefSeq and is a predicted model, not a curated record. Bases 1 to 1611 code for a protein of 536 amino acids. Gene Ontology annotation, molecular function: 1,3-beta-glucanosyltransferase activity. Gene Ontology annotation, biological process: fungal-type cell wall (1->3)-beta-D-glucan biosynthetic process. The transcript has 2 exons.
AUGAAGUUUUCUUUCGCAGCCGCCGCGCUGUUCGCGGCCACUGCUGUCGCGGAAGUUGACCCUAUCGUUAUCAAGGGCAGCAAGUUCUUCUACAAGACCAAUGGCACACAAUUCUAUAUGCGUGGUGUUGCCUACCAGCAAGGUGUUGGUGCCGCUGGCUCGACUAACUCCAGCUCUGAUUACACGGAUCCUUUGGCCGACAGCACGUCGUGCAAGCGCGAUAUCGAGUACCUGAAGAAGCUGCGGACCAACACCAUCCGUGUGUACGCCAUCGACCCCACCAAGGACCACAAGGAGUGCAUGACCGCUCUCCAGGAUGCCGGUAUCUACGUCGUCGCCGACUUGUCCGAGCCUAAGACGUCCAUCAACCGCGAGGAUGCUGAGUGGAACACGCCUCUCUUCGAGCGUUACGCCUCCGUAAUCGAUGAGAUGCAGCAAUACAGCAACACCCUUGGCUUCUUUGCCGGUAACGAGGUUUCCAACCAGAAGAACAACACCUUCGCUAGUGCAUUCGUUAAGGCCGCUGUCCGCGACUCCAAAUCAUACAUCAAAAGCAAGGGCUACCGCACCAUCGGUGUUGGCUAUGCCACGAACGACGACGCCGACAUCCGCGAGAACCUCGCCAACUACUUUGACUGUGGUGACAGCGCAGAAUCUAUCGACUUCUGGGGCUACAACAUCUACUCUUGGUGCGGCGACUCAUCUUUCACCAAGUCUGGCUUCGAUGUGCGUACCAAGGAGUUCGAGAGCUAUAACGUCCCCGUGUUCUUUGCCGAGUACGGUUGUAACGAAGUCCGUCCCCGUCUGUUCACGGAGGUAGAGGCUCUCUACGGCUCACAGAUGAACGAUGUCUGGUCUGGAGGUAUCGUCUACAUGUUCCACGAAGAGGAGAACAAGUUCGGUCUCGCUACCGUUAGCGGCGGCAAGGUCACCACCAACAAGGACUUCGACAAUCUUUCCAAGGAGAUUGCUAAGGCUACACCCACUGGCGUUAAGAUGGCCAACUACAACCCUACCAACACUGCCGCCGCCAAGUGUCCCUCCGUUAACAGCAACUGGGGCGCUCCUUCCGACCCUCUCCCUCCUGUCGUCAACGUCCAGGCUUGCACGUGCAUGAUGGAUACCAUCUCAUGCGGCGUUUCCGAUUCCGUCAAGACCGACGAGGACGUCGGCUCUCUCUUCGGUGUUGUGUGCGGCAUGAAGGAGGGCGAGUACUGCGCUGGUAUCAACCGCAACGCCACCAAGGGCCCUUACGGCGCGUACGGCAUGUGCCAGCCCAAGGAGCAGCUCGCCUUCGCGCUGAACGCCUACUACAAGGCCCAGAACAAGGCCGCCAAUGCCUGCGACUUCAAGGGUUCCGCUACCCUCAAGCAGGCCGCUGCUACCACCGCUGCUGCUUGCGAUUCUCUCCUCAAACAGGCCGGCGAGGGCGGGACCGGCACCCUCACCGGUGGAGCCGCGCUCGCUACCGGCGGUAGCUCAUCAAAGUCUGGCAGCCAGGGCGCUGCGGCCGGUGGCCUGACCGUGUCCCACGUCUCAGUCGGCUACUUUGGCAUCGCGACCUAUAUCCUCGGCGCCAUCGCCUCGGGCGCGGCCAUGAUCUUGCUGUAA